CAAGGCAGUUUUUCACUCCUCUACUGAGCUCCGGUUUUCUUUCCCACUCAAGGCCACGGAAAACAAUCAGUGAAGACUGAGCGUCAAUCAGGCUCCGGAAUGGCUGCUAUUCACUUGGAAACCUCAUAGUUUUCCUUGCUUUGUUUCCCCUCCUGACCUCUGUCAAGUCCCCAGGCCCAGUAAAGUCCUGAGCCCAGCGACAGCGUCAGGGGAACCGAAAAACCGCGGAACCAGAGGCAAAAGGAGCGGUGGGGGCGGCGGGAGCCGGAGUGGAGGGACCGGCAGGCCUAGCUCCCAGGCUGCGGCGGCGCAGGCGGCGGCUGGGGGAAUGGAGCCCUUGCGGGUCCUUGAGCUGUACAGCGGCAUUGGUGGCAUGCACCACGCACUGAGAGCAUUGGAAUGCUGUUACAGAGAUGAAUCAGAGUACAUACUCAAAUAUUCUACUUCAUGCCUGGUUCCUCCUUUCCUAGUUUUCCAUUGAGGUCUGAAAUCUGGCUAACUAAUUGAAAAGCUGUAUACCUGCACAAGUGGUGGCUGCCGUUGAUGUAAACACAGUUGCUAAUGAAGUAUACAAGUAUAAUUUUCCUCAUACACAGUUACUGGCAAAGACAAUUGAAGGAAAAAAAUGAGUACUGCCUCAAGAUGCGUGUCACUUAUUGUCUUGUAUAUGUGUUAUUGACCUUGACUACAAUGGAGACAGCUGACAAUUCCCAAGUUAACUCUUCAAAGAACUCAGUGUAAAGAUUAUCCUGCUUCAUCCAUGUACUUGAACUUCUCAGAAGGCAUUACACUGGAAGAGUUUGACAAAUUAUCUUUCAAUAUGAUUUUAAUGAGCCCCCCAUGUCAGCCAUUCACAAGAAUUGGCUUACAGGGUGAUAUGACUGAUCCAAGGACAAAUAGCUUCUUAUACAUUCUAGAUAUUCUCCCAAGAUUACAAAAAUUACCAAAGUAUAUUCUUUUAGAAAAUGUUAAAGGUUUUGAAAUGUCUUCUACCAGAGACAUGUUGAUACAAACAAUAGAAAAUUGUGGCUUUCAGUACCAAGAAUUUCUGUUAUCUCCAACCUCUCUUGGUAUUCCAAAUUCAAGGCUAAGGUAUUUCCUUAUUGCAAAGCUUCAGUCAGAGCCAUUACCUUUUCAAGCUCCUGGUCAGGUACUGAUGGAGUUUCCCAAAACUGAGUAUGAGUAUCCACAAAAAUGUGCAGUGGACGCAGAAAAUAAAAUUAAAAUAAAGGAAACAGAACCCAAUAUUUGCUUUGAUAGCAGUAUGGAAUGUUCUGGAAAAGAUGCCAUCCUUUUUAAACUUGAAACUGUAGAAGAAAUUAAAAGAAAACAUCAACAGGACAGUGAUCUCUCUGUGCAAAUGUUAAAAGAUUUUCUUGAAGAUGAUAUUGACAUCAGUCAGUACAUUUUACCCCCGAAGUCAUUGCUGCGAUAUGCUCUUUUAUUAGAUAUUGUUAAGCCCACUUGCAGAAGGUCCACAUGCUUUACCAAAGGUUAUGGAAGCUACAUAGAAGGGACAGGAUCUGUGUUACAGACGGCAGAGGAUGUGCAGAUUGAGAGUAUCUACAAAUCCCUUGGCAAUUUGCCACAAGAAGAAAAGAUAACAAAGUUGUCAAUGCUUAAACUGCGAUAUUUUACUCCUAAAGAAAUAGCAAAUCUCCUUGGAUUUCCUCCAGAGUUUGGAUUUCCUGAGAAGAUAACAGUGAAACAGUGUUACCGUCUACUUGGAAAUAGUCUCAAUGUGCAUGUAGUAGCUAAGCUGAUCAAAAUCCUUUGUGAAUAAUUUUGAAAUAACUCUGGAAAAGGAUCAUGAUAUUCUUUCAUGCCCAGAUUAUAAUUCUUAAAUUCUAUUUUGAUGUAAUUUUGAUUAAAUUUAACUAAAUUAUUUUAAUCUUUCUUUA
Urocitellus parryii (Arctic ground squirrel) is the source of this 1901-nucleotide messenger RNA. RefSeq names its product tRNA aspartic acid methyltransferase 1 (gene Trdmt1). Lineage: Eukaryota; Metazoa; Chordata; Mammalia; Rodentia; Sciuridae. Gene Ontology annotation, molecular function: methyltransferase activity. The record is from RefSeq and is a predicted model, not a curated record. Gene Ontology annotation, cellular component: nucleus.